AUGGUUGGGUCCCACUGGUACAGGGGGUACAGGCUGAACCCAGAAACCAUUGCCAUGAGCAGGGUGGACAUUGGGGUGCUGCCUGUGACACCCCCAGGGUGGCUGGGGACACAGGAAUGCUGCAGCUUGCUCUGCACAAACUAUGCCAGGACCAGGAUCUCACCCCCUGUUCUGGACGCCCGUGAUAUGCCAAGAAAGGAGCUUGGGCUGGGCAUGGCUGGCUGUGACUCCGGCAGCUGUGACAGCAUGGUCAGCACAGCCUCCAACCACUCACAGCGGAGUGAUAACAGUUACGACUACUUAUCUGUGGAAGAGAAAGAGUGUUUGAUGUUCUUAGAAGAAACCAUUGGCUCGCUGGAUGCGGAAGCAGACAGCGGGGUCUCUACCGAUGAGACCAACAACACGGAGCCCUCCAGGCUGCCCAGGACCUGGCCCAAGAGAGAUCCCACUCCCCGGGAUAUGGGAAAUGGCGCUUCCCAUCCUAGCAUAGGCCAGCAGCGUGCAGCUGAACAGAAGAGUGGUAAGAGCAUCCCCACCUUCCCUAGCUCAGCUCCGGCAUCAGUCCCAAGCCCAGGCUAUUUCAGUCUCCCCAGAAGCAUCACUGCAGCAAGUGCACAAAGAGCAAAUGGAGCUGCUGACAGCAAAGCUGUUGCUCACACGGUGAAGGACACGGUGCCAGCAGGUAAAUCUUCACAGGAGAUAGUGAAGGAGGACAGGCUUGACCAAGCCAAUGCGAGAAGCCAGAUUAAGUCCCUGGGAUCUUUGAUUAUCCAGCCUCCAGAUCCCUUCCAGGAUGACCUGGUGAGCCACGAGUGGUCACGUAGCGAUCACUCUGAUGCCAAGAGGGAAACAGCCAAGGAGACAAAGACGUGGGCUUCUUGGGGCCAGCCAGAGAAAUCCAUGUUGGAAGAGGCCCCUCAGGACUCAAAUGUCAAGCGCGGGCCUCCAACUGCCCCCAAACCACGAAAAUUGCCACCAAAUAUUAUCCUGAAAACCAGCAAAAACAGCCCAGUGCCGCUCACCACAGAGCCUGGCCAGAAGGUAAAAGUACCUCCACCCUCAGCCAGCUCUCAGCACGGCUCUGCCAGUGAUGCUGCUGCCGAAAAGGCAAAUUCGGGGCACCUUGACCCCAAGGAGAGGGAGAAAGCCCAUCGGGAGGCAUUGGAGAAGCUUGGACUAUCACAGGACAGGAGGGAGCAACCUACCACACACCCUCACCCAAGGGAAAUGCCACUCCGCUUCCCCAGAGAGCCCGAGGCGUGCUGUGGGGCAGUGGAGAGGUCAGUGCCAGGAAUCCGGCAGAUGAACUUCAAAUCCAACACCCUGGAGCGCUCUGGCGUGGGGCUGAGCAGCUACAUGGCCAGCACCAAGGAGCAGAGCGUCAAGACCAGCAGCUCCCUGGGCAAGAUGUCCUUCAUUGAGCGGCUCGCUCCGAGCUUCCUCAAGAGCAGCCGCCCCCGGCCGGCGUCCCUCGGGGCAGGGAAAGACUUUGCUGGUCUGAAGGAGCCUGGGCAGGCAGAGCAGGAGAAGAGCAGCAAGCGGCGAUCCCAUACACUGCAGAGCUUCACCAGCCCGCCCCAUUCCCGCAUCAGCGUGAAGAUCUCCCCCAAGGGCGCAACUGAUGAGAACCGGCGAGAGGCUCUGAAGAAGCUGGGGCUGCUUAAGGAAUAG
This is a messenger RNA of Mesitornis unicolor (brown roatelo), 1671 nucleotides long. RefSeq names its product chromosome unknown open reading frame, human C1orf116. The transcript is spliced from 4 exons. The coding region runs from base 1 to 1671 and encodes 556 amino acids. The record is from RefSeq and is a predicted model, not a curated record. NCBI's taxonomy places the organism in Eukaryota, Metazoa, Chordata, Aves, Mesitornithiformes, Mesitornithidae.